Hirsutella rhossiliensis is the source of this 2868-nucleotide messenger RNA. Its product is annotated as ABC transporter domain-containing protein. Gene Ontology annotation, biological process: transmembrane transport. Gene Ontology annotation, molecular function: ATP hydrolysis activity; ABC-type transporter activity; ATP binding. NCBI's taxonomy places the organism in Eukaryota, Fungi, Ascomycota, Sordariomycetes, Hypocreales, Ophiocordycipitaceae. The coding region runs from base 1 to 2868 and encodes 955 amino acids. Gene Ontology annotation, cellular component: membrane. The record is from RefSeq and is a predicted model, not a curated record. The transcript has 10 exons.
AUGCUGGGCUUGGUCGACUCGUGGACGAGGGGCGUCCAGGCUCUGAGGGUUGCCGAACUGCAGCGCUCAAAGACCUUCCGCACCUUUAUCGCCUAUAUGAAUGUUCUGGGAAACACGCCUUCGGCACUGGCGCCGAUUCUGACCUUUGGCGUUGCCAUUGCCAUGAGUGGCAACGCGGCCCGGCAGAAGCUUUCCCUUGCUACUUCCUUUACCUCGCUCUCCAUCAUCUCCCUGAUCUCCGCUCCGCUCGCGCAUCUCAUUGCGUCGGUGCCAUCCUUCUUCAGCUGUCUUGGCAGCUUCGAGAGAAUCGAGCUGUUUGUCGACGAGGGCGAGUAUCGUCCUGAAGCCUCUCAAGAGGACGCUGCAGAGCCAGAUGACGGGGCCAUCCAGCUCUCGACCUGGAGAAGCGGGCAGACGCCAGUGGUCGAGGCUGACAACGUGACGUGCAGCGUCAAGGAUGGCCAAGAGCCGCUUCUCCGCAAUCUGUCUUUUACCAUUGCGCCCUCGACCCUGACCGUCGUCACUGGCAAGGUGGGUUCCGGCAAGAGCAUGCUUCUGCUCGCCAUCUUGGGCGAGCUCCAUACCGAUGGCAGGCUGAACCGAACAACAAAAGGGACUGCCUAUUGUUCCCAAGUGCCGUGGCUCGUCAACGCUUCGAUCCAACAGAACAUUGUAGGUCCCGCAGACGAGGACAUUGACCAGGCUUGGUACUCGGCCGUUGUCCGGGCCUGCGCGCUCGAUCAUGAUUUUCAGCAGCUGCAGGACGGCGAUGGGUCCUUGAUUGGCAGCAAAGGACUGACGCUGAGUGGUGGUCAAAGACACCGCGUGGCACUCGCACGAGCAAUUUACGCCAAAAGGUCCAUCUUGGUGGCCGACGAUGUCUUCGCCGGUCUCGAUGCGCAGACAAAGAGCCACGUCUGGACUCAUGUAUUUGGGCCAUCAGGCUUACUGCGCCGCCAUCAGACGACCGUCCUUCUCGCGACUCACACAUUGGAUUUCCUUCAAGAUGCACAGCACAUCAUCAUCCUCGAUAACGGCCGCAUCUCGAGUCAAGGAUCCAUCGACGAGCUUGGCGACUCCCUAUCUCAGCUUAUACAUCAGGAAACCAACCAGAAACCCUCGUCAUCCGUGACAUCGUCGUCCUCGUCAGAGAUCAAACUGGGGACGUCGGUUAAGCCCGCCGCCAAGGCCGAGGCCGAGGACGUCGAGGACUUGAGCCGGCGCACUGGAGACUUGUCUCUCUACCUCUACUACUUUCGUUCAAUAGGAUGGAACGGCAGCAGCACCUUUCACCUCCCGCUGACGCCCAAGGCAGAAAUAUGGCUCAAGUGGUGGACGGAAGCCAACGAUGGCCACGCCGAGGCCAGCGCAUGGGCGUACUACGGCGUCUAUGUGACGCUUCUCUGCGUCUGGGUAGCCUUUGUCGGCAUAAACUGCUGGUUCAUGUUCGUUGUUGUUAUACCAAAGUCUGCCGAGUGGCUUCACUGGAAGCUGCUCGAGACCACGAUGAAGGCACCUAUGGCCUUCUUCAGCUACGUCGACACGGGCGACCUUGUUAACAGAUUCAGCCAAGACAUGUCCCUCGUCGACCGUGAGCUUCCCACAGCAGCUUAUAUGAGUCUCGCAGGCCUUCUCUCUUGCGUGGGCGAGGCCAUAUUGAUCAUCCUGGGCUCUAAGUACCUUGCCGCGACUCUUCCAUUGGCAAUCCUUCUUCUCUAUUUACUUCAAAGGUUUUACCUUUGUACAUCCCGCCAACUCCGCGUCCUCGAUCUGCAGGCCAAGGCUCCUCUUUACACGCAGCUCCUUGAGAUGAUUGAGGGUUUGGCGACUAUAAGAGCGUUUGGGUGGCAGCCACGCUGGCUUACAUUGGUCCUUGACCUAUUGGUUGAUGCGGCAGCGGUGCUCCUGAUGUUCUUUGGGGUCCUUGCCGGCUCGUCCAUACCCGGAAACAUGGCCAUCGCUAUGUACAGCGCCCUGGGAUUCAGCGAGUCACUUGCCAAUCUCUUGUCAUCUUGGACGUCACUCGAGACCUCGCUUGGCGCCAUCUCGCGCCUCAAAGAGUUUACCAAGGCCACGUCACAGGAGGCCGAGCCGUCACUGGGUAUACAUGCGACGGUGGAGCUCCCCGCGUCCUGGCCACGCUUGGGACACCUACAGUGGCAAAACAUCGAGGCAGGCUAUGCAACGCCAAAAGGCAAAGAGGCGGUUCUCCACGGCCUAUCGCUUGACAUCCGGCCCGGCCAAAAGAUUGCCAUCUGUGGACGCACUGGCAGCGGGAAAUCGUCCCUUAUUUCUACCCUGUUCGGCUUGAUAAACUACGAGGGCACCAUCUUGAUCGACGGAGUGGAUAUUUCACGUAUCCCGAACCAAGCUCUUCGACAAGGCUUGAUCGUCAUUCCGCAGAAUCCCGUUCUGUUCCCUGGCUCGUUGCGUUCCAACUUGCUUCCUCGCACUCACUUCCCGUCCGAGCAGAUAAUCACAGACGACAACAUGAUUGCCUUGCUGCAAAGACUGCAGGUCUGGACCGCAAUCCGCCAAAGUGGUUCCCUAGAUACCGAAGUAGAGCAUCUCGCCCUCUCUCAUGGCCAGAUGCAGCUGCUCUGUCUCGCACGCGCGAUUCUGCGUAAGCAUGAGAGCAGCGUGCUUAUCAUGGACGAGGCCAUGAGCGGCGUCGACUACGAGACGGAAAAGGUGAUGCUUGAGGCCCUCAGCACUGAGUUUUCGGGGCAUACCGUCGUCUCUGUCGUCCAUCGGCUGAACACUAUUCACGGUUUCAAUAAGUUGGUCGUGCUUGAUCGAGGGAGCAUUGUGCAAAUCGAAGCGCCCGGCGAGAUGCUCACUUACGGGAGACUCAAAUGCCCGGUGUGA